Molecule: messenger RNA, 1370 nt
Organism: Melopsittacus undulatus (budgerigar)
Lineage: Eukaryota; Metazoa; Chordata; Aves; Psittaciformes; Psittaculidae
Product: arylacetamide deacetylase-like 4
Exons: 4
Coding region: 412-1041 (209 amino acids)
Molecular function (GO): lipase activity
Source: RefSeq, a predicted model, not a curated record
CUCGCCCAGGCGCAGCGCCUCACAGGGGACCGCCAUGGCUCCAUCUUCUCCUGUACCAGCUUUCUGGUGAAGCUGUUGAAGACUGGGCUGUGCAGUGAGAUCACCUUCACCCGCUUCGUGGUCUCCGGGCGGAAGCCGGGGCCGGACCCACAGCCGCGGCUGUCGGACGCUCGGCUCGGCCGGGUGCCGGUGAGAACCUACCGGCCCCGCGCGCCUCCUGCCGGCCUGCGGGCAGGCGUCACCUUCCUCCACGGCGGCGGCUGGCCGUGCGGCAGCAUCGGGGCACCACAGCGUUACGCAUACUGUGGGAACACUGCCUCUCCUCGGUAACCGUUUCCCCAGGAUCCCAGAUGGUCAGACAGAAUUCCAAGGGGAUAGUUUUAAUUUCUUCCUCCCCACACCAAUCUGCUAAUGCAGGGAGAGUGCAAAGAGACUCCAGGGUAUCGUUUAGCCCCUGAACACAAAUAUCCUGCUGCGUAUGAAGACUGUCUUAACGCCACCAUACAUUUCAUGAAGAAUGCAGAGCACUAUGGUGUGGAUCCUGCCAACAUAACUGUCUGUGGGGACAGUGCUGGGGGCAACCUGGCAGCUGCUGUUAGCCAGACCCUUGCAGGUAGAUCAGAGCUCCCCAGCCUGCGUGCCCAGGUCUUGAUCUACCCAGGCCUGCAGGCCCUGGACUUCAAUUUACCAUCCUAUCAGCAGAAUCGGGGAGUCCCUCCCUUAUUCCGAGAAUGUGCUGCUUUCUGUAUGUUACAGUACCUAGAUGGGCAUGCGCUUCAUAUGCAAGAGGUUUUGGAGGGCUCCCAUAUUCCUAUGGAUAUAAAAUUAAAUUAUGGGAAGUGGGUAAAUCCAGAUCACAUCCCCCAAAAAUUUAAGGUCAGAGGCUACAAACUUGACUGUUCAACUGAGAUUUAUGAGAUAGUGAAGAGAUUCUGUGAGCCCAACCAUGGAAUCAUAAGCCUCUAUGAUUACUGUGGUUUGUCAUUCCCAUCUAGGAAAAGGGGAUUGGGUAGAAUUGUUAAAUUCAUAAAAGGCCUGUGAAAACAACUUUCCUUUUUUGUACUUUUCCCACUAACUGUUUAGGUUCCCAGUCCUCUGGUAGCACUUGUCAGCAAAAAUCUGAUACCCUUUGAUGUGUAAGAAUACUUAUGUUCAUAUUCAUGAACUUCAGAUCUGGUCUUUGUCCUCGUGAGACUCUUGUCAGUUCAGUCUCUACAGCUUUAGUGUUUUCUACAUACUGUGUUUCAAUCUCUUUUCUUUCAAAUCAGUAUCUGUCUGAUUGAUUCCUUGUAUUUCAUUACCAAAUUACGUACUUCUAUAUGAAUAAUGUCCGCGGAAUGACUUGGAUUAAAUAACUCCUGUGAAUUGCA